Messenger RNA from Amphibalanus amphitrite, 1379 nucleotides. RefSeq lists its product as uncharacterized. Lineage: Eukaryota; Metazoa; Arthropoda; Thecostraca; Balanomorpha; Balanidae. The transcript has 7 exons. The record is from RefSeq and is a predicted model, not a curated record. The coding region runs from base 36 to 971 and encodes 311 amino acids.
GUCGCCUGUGGAUCGCCGGCGGUGCGCUUCUGGUGAUGGUGGUCGUGGGGUGUCCGCCGGCCGCCGACACGGCGCCGCGGGUCACAUCAGCCGUCGACACCGACGUGGGAUCGUCGGGAGCGUCGGGCAAUGUCGUUAUCGACGUCAGAGGUUCCAGCAAGGACGAGAGCGUCUGCUGCCGGCGCGAGAGCCACUUUGAGCGCGUUGGGGUCGACAUGUCUGGCGAGUCAUUGAUGGUUGAUGUCGGCAAAUGUCGUCAUCACUGCCAUCAUUCGAGCGGCAUUUCCAAGAAGGAUUUCCUGGAGCUUUUGUCAGACUAUGAGGACAUCGAUCCAGUGGAGGUAUUUCUGCGUCAGAGGGAGCGUCACGCCUCCUGUCGCGCCCCGAGCCGGUGUCGGCCGACUGAGGUCGUCCUGGAGCGUCACUACACACCCGGCGGGCCUGUGACCCGCGAGGUGACCCGACACUGCGGCUGCCGGCGCCCCCCGGCCACCUGCACCCGCCUGCCGCGACACGUCACCUUUCACCCGGGCAGCCCGCACCAGCAGAUACUGGACAUCGGCCGCUGCGCCGGGCCCUGCGCUCAGAAAGAUGACAGCUGCCUUCCGCUGAAAAAUAGGACAGUUUCGAUCGACGGACCCAAUGGAGCUGAGGUCGUUUCCGUCAUCGAGGAGUGCGUGUGCUCCCACGGCUGCUACAGAAUGGUCAUGCUGGAGGAGGUCUACGACUACUCGGAGCUAAACACGCCAAAAAUCAAAACGAUCGACGUCGGCCAAUGCGUGGGAGCGUGCACCAAAGACCAGCACGACCGGGACUGCGUCUACAGUGAUCAGUCAUCUCCCAAGUGCCUGAUGUCGUUGAUGUUUCAAGUCCGCGGCUGCGUCGCCUCUGCAAGUGAGCAGCAUUUCUACCGAUCAGAGGAUGGGACCGCUAAGUCCCUCGCCAGCAUUACCGAAUGUUCCUGUCAUUAAAACUUUUGUCUCAUAUGCGCUUCUCAGCAACGUUUGAUAUCUGCGCCACAUAAUUAAAUGGAGUUUGUAGGAAGACAGGUUUGAUUUUUGAGCAAAUUUUAAGAUGUGCAUAAUGAAGGUAAUGACUUGUAUCGAUUGGUAUAUGCGUAGAUAUGUUGCUAGACCCAAGUUAAUGUACCAUUCUUAUUUUGUGGUGAUGGAGUGAUAAAUGCUUUACGGUGCUUUCCUUGUGUAACAAAGCAAAUAUUUUGUCUCGCCUAUUGUUCGUACCACGCGUACCUUCCGUCCAUAAAGUAAGACAUUGUUCUAUUGGUUUCAGCCCAUUUUGCGUGCUAUAGAUAUGAAUCUGAUAUAAGUAUAUGUACCGUCUGAUCGGUUUUGUGCCAAAUAAAUAUUCACCAAUUUCUU